CUGAAAAUACAACAAGCAUGAGCAGAUGUGGCACUCGACCCUCUCCUCUCUCCUCCUGGCCUUACAGAAUGGGGAGUGUAUUGGCCGCCGGCUCCCCCAGCCCACCGCCACCAGCCUUUGCCGGUGUGGCUGGUGCGGGCCUGACAGUGCCACCAGGUUUUGGGAUGCCUCCGGUGUCUCCCGUGUCACCCUCGACUGAGGUGACUUCAGUGCAGUCGCAGGAACUGACUGAUUCUCUACCUAAUCCGGGUACAUUUGAUGAGUGUCAUCGCAAGUGCAAAGAGGUUUUCCCGAUGCAGAUGGAAGGCGUCAGGCUAGUCGUCAAUAAGGGCCUUAGCAACCACUUCCAGGUGAACCACACGGUGUCGCUGAGCACUUUGGGGGAUUCCAGCUACAGGUUCGGUGCCACUUAUGUUGGACUAAAGCAGAAAGGUCCAGCAGAGUUUUUUCCAGUUAUGAUUGGAGACAUGGACAACGUUGGCAGCCUUAACGCUCAAGUCAUCCACCAGAUCAGCAACAGCGUACGAUCCAAAAUGGCCUUUCAGACACAGCAACACAAGUUUGUCAGCUGGCAAGGCGAUGCAGAGUUCAGGGGCAAAGAUUUUACUGCAACAAUUACACUUGGAAACCCCAAUGUCCUUGUUGGCUCUGGUAUUGUCGUAACGCACUACCUCCAGUCCCUCACGCCUUCUCUGGCUCUGGGAGGGGAGCUGGUGUACCAUCGCAGGCCGUCAGAGGAGGGCGCUGUAAUGUCUUUAGUCGGCAGGUACACAGGCGCCAACUACAUCGCCACGCUGACUCUCGGAUCGGCGGGUGCUCACGCCUCCUACUACCACAAAGCUAAUGAGCAGUUGCAGCUCGGUGUGGAGUUUGAGGCGAGUACUCGCAUGCAAGAUACCAGCGUGUCGUUUGGCUACCAGCUAGACGUUCCCAAAGCUAAUUUACAGUUUAAAGGUUCAGUAGAUAGUAACUGGGUGGUCGGUGCAACUCUUGAAAAGAAGUUGCUGCCCCUGCCUCUCUCCUUGGUUCUCUGCUCCUUCCUCAACCAUAACAAGAACAAGUUCCAGUGCGGUUUUGGGAUUACGAUCGGUUAAACCGACCAGAUAUACGUUUGUUGACCUCACAGGAUGGAGCCGCUCACUUCGAACACUCUAAGCAACUAUUCAUCACCUUAACAUUGAUAACCUCAAGUUUCAACAGACCAUCCAGCCAUUUCCAUGUUUCUUGUUUCCUGAGUCCAGUCACAGUUCGUUGUGUAAAUCUGAUGUACCGACACCUGACAUUUACACAUUCCUGAAAUACUUAGUUAUCUCUGAGCUCAUCGACUGUUUCUUUAUUUAAUUUUUUUACUAUGAAGGCUAUUUUGAAGUUAAUGAUAAUGUUGUUCUGUUAACAAGAAUGGUACUUUUUCUUCAUCACUCGCCUUUUUUUAUGUUGUAUACAUGUGGAGCAGUAUAUAUUAACUGUAUUAUUAUUC
This is a messenger RNA of Phycodurus eques (leafy seadragon), 1477 nucleotides long. RefSeq names its product translocase of outer mitochondrial membrane 40 homolog, like (gene tomm40l). The coding region runs from base 18 to 1094 and encodes 358 amino acids. Gene Ontology annotation, molecular function: transmembrane protein transporter activity. Gene Ontology annotation, biological process: protein import into mitochondrial matrix. The record is from RefSeq and is a predicted model, not a curated record. The transcript is spliced from 10 exons. NCBI's taxonomy places the organism in Eukaryota, Metazoa, Chordata, Actinopteri, Syngnathiformes, Syngnathidae. Gene Ontology annotation, cellular component: mitochondrial outer membrane; mitochondrial outer membrane translocase complex.